Molecule: messenger RNA, 1469 nt
Organism: Laetiporus sulphureus 93-53
Lineage: Eukaryota; Fungi; Basidiomycota; Agaricomycetes; Polyporales; Laetiporaceae
Exons: 4
Coding region: 225-1469 (414 amino acids)
Molecular function (GO): protein binding
Source: RefSeq, a predicted model, not a curated record
UCGGUUCUUUCGAGAUCCCCGAGUCACGACUACCACGUUUGCUAAUCUAUAUUCGGCCACGGAAAACAUGAACGUUAUGAUGUGGGCUGUGCUACGGAAAGGUAUAAAUAUACGGCAUCGUGAGCUCAUUCAGCGAGGCGUACUUCCGUUCCACACAACUACGAAUUCUACCACUAUAAUCUGCACCUUCACCUGCCCAACGAAUACCGGGAACGUGCACUGUGAUGGCCGCGCGUCCACGGAAAUGCUCCCUGCCUGUCGAGGUGUGCGAGCGAGUCGUGGGCUACCUUGACAUCAUGAACGAGGGCGAUUAUCGGACGCUGUUGAACUGUGCUUUGGUCAGUCGGGGCUGGUAUCCAGCAAGCCGUGCUGUCUUUUUGGAGACCGUCUACCUCAAGACACGGAAGCAGCCAUACAAUCUCAACCACAUGCUCAAAGUCAACCCCAACAACGGUCUCGCAGAGCGCAUACGCUGCGUCCAUCUCUCGGGUCUCGAGGCUUCGGAGCCAACCAAGAAGCCCGCUGUGUACAGUCCAGUGUCUGCAUUUCCACCUGUUUUCGUGCGCAAGCUUCCCAAUCUACGCACGCUCGAGAUUUGCUGCAUCAACCCCUGGGACCACAGCAUUGGCCGGGACUUCUACCUCGCUUUAGGCUUGUUUGACAAGGUGGAAUCUUUGACUCUGAGGGACAUCACCUUUCCGUCGCUAUCUGAGUUCGCGCAGUUCGUCUGUGCCUUGCCCAAUCUCAAAUUCCUUUCGUGCGAAGCGCUACGCUGGGACCGACAUAACCCGAGUCCAUUCAUCUUCCUUCAGCACGGGCCCCGUGCCACUGUCUCCGAGCUUGUCUUGAAAACUAUGCGGGCACCGAUGGCGGAUGCAAUGGACUUCCUCCUACCAUAUGUUUCUAGGACAGAUCUUCGACGACUCCGCGUAGGGCCAGUCUCAGCUUCUGAUGUGAAAGAAUCGAGAAUUCAGGAACUGCUGCACCAAAUUGGACCAUCGCUGCAACGCAUAACUCUAAAGUUGGAUCCGGCCAUUGAUGACGAACGGAGGCAUGAGGAGUAUUUCAGUCUUGAAAAGAAUAUCGCUCUGGAGACUCUAUCACUUGAGAUUAAGGCAUUCCACGAGAAAACCUAUGAUCUCAGCUGGCUGCCGCCUCUGCUCUCCUCAAUCUCAUCGAAGCAGAUUCGCGACAUCCACAUCCGCCUCGUGAUCGACACUCCGCAAGACGUCUUCGACUCUGUCAAUGCAGGGUUUACCCCUGCACGCUGCUCUCUCAUAGACCGGACCUGCACAAGCAGCGGCUUUGCCAAUCUCAGGCGCCUUGCUAUCCAGGUUUUCGAUUAUUCCGAUGCAAGCAUGAACAAAAGGAGGACCGCUCGAUGGUGCAAGAGGUUCGCGGAAUAUUUUUCUGGCUUACAGAAGAAGCAAAUCUUAUUUAUCGAGAUACUUCCUGUGAUGCGCUACUAG